Molecule: messenger RNA, 900 nt
Organism: Nicotiana attenuata
Lineage: Eukaryota; Viridiplantae; Streptophyta; Magnoliopsida; Solanales; Solanaceae
Exons: 1
Coding region: 1-900 (299 amino acids)
Source: RefSeq, a predicted model, not a curated record
AUGAAUAACUCUAUACAAACAGCCUCCGACGACAAAUCACCUCAGGAACCUCCUGACAUAGGUUCUAUGCAAAUUGAAGGUACAAAACCAAUUACUCCAUCACCAUCCUUUCUUCAAACUCUAAUCUCAAAUAAACAUCCACCAACAAUUCCAUAUAUACAACAGAGCAUGGAACUUGAACUAGACUUGUCUGAUGAAAGUCUUCACUGCAAUCAAGAUGAUGACAUAUUUAUACCCAUUACUACAGAAGACAAAUGCCGCUUAUAUACUCCAUGGAAAUAUUCAAUAAUAGUUAAAUUAUUUGGUAGAAAGAUAGCACACAACAUACUACAAACCAAACUCCUUGCCCUAUGGAACCCAUCUGAAGAUCUACCUCUCAUUGAUCUAGGCUCUGAUUCCUUCCUCAUAAAAUUUCAAAAGGAAGAGAACAUGCUUAAGGCAUUAUAUGGAGGGCCAUGGUUUCUUCUGAAUCACUUCCUAUCGGUUAGACAAUGGGAGUCAAAGUUCAUAGCCUCAUCCACACAACUCACAUACUCAGCAAUAUGGGUUCGACUACUAGAACUUCCAACUGAAUUUUAUGAUGAGCAAAUACUAUAUAAGGUGGGAUCUAAGUUGGGACAGCUGCUAAAGGUUGAUGCUUUCACCUCCUCUACAACUAGGGGCAAGUACAAGCAGAUGUUACUAUACGAAGGUCUAAAUAUGUUAUGCACAAGCUGUGGGCGCUUUGGUCAUACCAAUAUAGGCUGUCUUUUUACACCAAAACAACCACCAAAUCAACCUAUUUCGAACUCCUCUGCAUCUACCCAGAAUGAUUCAACACAGCAAACAGAGUGGAAAACAGUAAGUUUCCCAGGAAAUCUUUGCAACGCCAAAACAACAGUCGCACACAAUCAACAUUAG